Symbiodinium sp. CCMP2592 is the source of this 2106-nucleotide messenger RNA. NCBI's taxonomy places the organism in Eukaryota, Dinophyceae, Suessiales, Symbiodiniaceae. The record is from the annotation of a GenBank genome assembly.
AUGUCGUUGAUGACGUUCAGCAUUACACAGUCGCAACAGCCGCCGCCACCGGUGCUUUUGCUGCUGCCGUUUGCGGUGAUCGUGACGAUGUUCCUGCGCGUGUGGUUGAUGCUGAUGCUUCUCGACAACGAAGACCGCGGCCUGAAGCAGCUCGAGCAGGCGUUGUCCGAGAAGACCUCGGAGAUCUCCCAGGUCAAAGAGGAGCUGGUGUCCAUGAAGGAGGCCUCCUCAAAGCAGCAGGAGCAACUCCAGGAUGCGGAAAGUCGGUAUCAGAACUUGCUGAAGAGCACGGCCAUGCAGUCCGUCGCCGGCUUGCCGAGUGCUGCGGGUGCCCAGCCCAAGGCGAAGGCGACGCCCGGGCCGCCCAGGCGACAGGCCGGCAGUCAGCGGAACGUCUUCAUCCAAUUGGCGGGGGCGCAGUCCUCCGGCAAGACGUGUUUGUUGGAGACUCUCAUCGCCGAGCACGACCCACAGCAGUUGCCGAAGUUCAACGAGCAGAAGUCGAAUUUCAUGGCGCACCACCAGAUUCAGGUGGGAGACAAGCCCGUGAAGAUGUUGGACUGCUCCGGCAAUUCACGUGCAGCACAUUUGGUCAAGGAGCGCUUUGCCCGCUCCACGUGGGUCUUCAUCGUUUAUGACUUGUCGAAAAGGGAGUCCUUAGAGCAUGCUCUCGCUCUGACACAAGAGGUGCAUGCAGCGGGUGCAAGGCCCCUGCUUUUCGGCAACAAGUACAAUGUGGACAAAGGUGAUCCCAUUCAGGUGGAUGUUGCUGCCGCCAAAGAUGCUGCGGUACGAAACGAAGGAGCUGCGAUGGAAAGCUCCAAGCUCAUGGAUGCCGUGCAGUUUGCCUUGAACAGCGAGGAGAUGCUCGACAGUCAGGAGCCAAUCUCUCCAGACGGCAAACGAAGUGCGAUUUCCAGCGCCAUCGACAGCGUGAAGAGUUGGUUCGGUGGAGAGCGGGCCAAGGGUCAGGGAGUCCUCAGGCCCUCCUUGAAGGGAACGAAGGCCAUGAAGCAGGCACGAAAAGAAGGCGACCCCAACGUGGACCUGCGUCCGGUUCAGGAGCUGCAAGAUUCGGACUCGGCCGUGACAUGCAUCUGCUUCGGCCAAGAGAGGCUGCACAAGGCUUAUGUUCUGCUGGCCACCGCCUCCAAGGACGGGACCGUGGUGGUGUACCGCUGCUACCGCACUGAGAUGGAGAUCGCCAUGCUGGACCAGGACUUUGCUCCGGAAGAAGGCGCUUACUCCUCGCCUCCCGCCGACCAUUCGAACAUCGCCGUGCACUCCAGACUCGUGGGCCACUCUCGUGCCAUCACCAGCAUCUUCUUCAAUUUGCUGGAAGAUCAGCUGGUCACCACCUCCAUCGACAAGUCAGUGAGGUUCUGGAGCAUCGACAGUGGGGAGAUGCUCAAAGUCUUCACGGACAGCUCGCCAGUGCCCGUAGCCGCUUUCCUUCCCUUCAACCCGCAGGUUUUCGUCGCAGCCAAUUCCAACGCAGUUCUCCGGCUGGUGAAUGUGCAGAACGGGAUGGUCCUGCAGAAGCUCAAGGUGGAGACCGAGGUCCGGGCGCUGAAGUUCGACGACACGGGCCUCUUCCUUCUCGCAGGCACGAAAAGUGGCAGUAUCCAUGUGCUGGAGGCUUCGGAUGCCAACACGCUGAAAUUCAAGUUCAAGGUAAACCUUGCACGAGGAGGUGUGACGUGCAUCACCUUCGUGCCAGCAUCCGGUGGGCAGCCGCCGUGCCUGUUGGUGAACACCUCGGACUGCUCUGCGACCAUCAUUGACUGCACCUAUGGCCCGCCGAGUGGGGUCCUGAACAACCUCGCGGUGAGACAUCGGGUCCGGGUGGCGCAUGAGCUUCUGCCACUGAAGAACUGUUAUUCUCCGUCUGGCCCAGGCUACCUGAUCUCAGGUUCCGAGAAUAAAGACGUCCACAUCUACCCCUUGGGGAAAGGUUCCAACUACAAGAUGCAGCCCCUGAAGCACCAUCAGGUUCCUGUGGUGGCUGUGUCUGUGAACAUGCAGGACACUUUGCUGGCCAGUGCCGACUCGCUGGGCCGCAUCGUGCUCUGGAGACGGAUGGACUUCUCUCAUAUACCCGACUGA